Messenger RNA from Podarcis raffonei (Aeolian wall lizard), 3987 nucleotides. RefSeq names its product BEN domain containing 7 (gene BEND7). Bases 43 to 1317 code for a protein of 424 amino acids. The record is from RefSeq and is a predicted model, not a curated record. The transcript is spliced from 9 exons. NCBI's taxonomy places the organism in Eukaryota, Metazoa, Chordata, Lepidosauria, Squamata, Lacertidae. Gene Ontology annotation, molecular function: DNA binding.
GCCUGCCCGCCUCCUCCCCUCGCUCGCCUUCGCUCACACACCAUGGAGUUUACGGAGAGGAAGAGAAGCAGGAAAUCCCAAAGCUUUAAACUGAUAAAUCAGGAUUAUCACCAUGAGGCAUACAAGAUCCCUGACUAUAGUAAUGAUGUUAAUGGGGAGGCCAAAGAAGCGCAACAAUUUUAUUUAGGAGAUGAAAGCCGGGAAAUUAAAAAACAAAUUACAGGGAUGAGAAGAUUACUGAAUGACAGCACUGGAAGAAUAUAUCAGAGAGUUGGCAAAGAAGGAGAAAAACUGAAGGAAGAACCCCAGGACUUAGAUUUGGCCUGGGCUCAGCGUCUGAAUCCCCCUGCAGAAACCCAGGCAAACCUCCAUCCAACUCAGAGUGGUACUUGGAAUGAAUUAUCCCCCCAGAUAAGCCACUAUUCAGGGCAAUAUGGAACUCGGUCCAAAACCUUCCAAAAUCAAGCAAGAACCGUAGGUGCAAAUGGAGAAAUUCCGGUGGCUAAUACUUCCUCUGGCUCAAAUUGUUGUACUUGUAAUUGCCAGCCAGCAUUGCAAGCCAUUCUUCAGGAGCUUAAAACCAUGAGAAAGAUAAUGCAGAUCCAAGCAGUUGCUGCUCAGAACAGACAACCGCCCCCAGUUCCUCUGGUUUGCACACAGAAAUCAACACUUUCAAGAAAGAGAAAUAAAAAGAAAAAAAUACCUCCAAAGACUAUUGAACCUCUUACUGUGAAUAAAAAGCCCAGCACUGCAGAGAAUGAAAAAAAGCUAUCAGCAAACUCUGAAAGUUCUAGUGUGGAAGCUGCUGAAUCAUCCUCAAAGUUGGAGUCACAGGUUUCAGGAUUUGGCAUUGUCCUCGAAUCUUCAUCUUCAGAUCCAGAAGUGCAACUUGCUGAAGGCUUUGACGUCUUUAUGCCGAAAUCACAACUGGACUCUAUAUUAGCAAAUUACACUCGUUCAGGAAGUCUGCUGUUUCGAAAGCUGGUGUGUGCAUUUUUUGAUGACAAGACCUUGGCCAACUCUUUACCCAAUGGCAAGAGGAAAAGAGGUCUCAAUGACAACCGAAAAGGACUAGACCAAAAUAUUGUGGGUGCAAUAAAAGUGUUCACAGAAAAAUACUGCACUGCAAACCAUGUGGAUAAACUACCUGGCCCAAGAGACUGGGUACAGAUUCUUCAGGAUCAAAUCAAACUGGCAAGAAGACGGUUAAAAAGAGGCUCAGUAGAGACAACCGACUGUGAUGAGAAACUGGACCUUUCUCUACUACAAACAGGUAACCUCUUUGAAACCACACAUUCAGCACCAGUGUUUCACUAGCAGAUCCAGACGUCUUUACUUUUGAGCAGGACACCAGCGCUAUUUUCAGACUACUUCAAUAUCUGCGUUCUCUAUCAUGGCCUCAAUCUUAAGUUUGUUCAUGCUUUUGUAACAUAGGGUAACAAAGCCACAAAAUUACUUGUUUCUUAUUUUAAUCAGAAUAGACUUGUUCAGCAAGGAUAUAGUGCAAUUAAUCUGAUAACCACUGAAAUAGAACAAAUUUUGUCUUUAUGAUUGCAUUUCCCCACAUAAGUAUAUGCAUGCUGACUGGCUGUUUGUUCCAUCUUUGAUUAAACAUCGAAACAUUAACAAAGUUAAGAGCCUCCCUUAGAAAGGUGUUCUGAAGGACCCCAUUUCAUAUUGGAUUCUUGUGCAGAAAUCAAAGGACCAAAAAACUUCAAAGUUAAUAAAUCAUUAGUCAUCUGUUCUGAAGACCCUUUCUCCCUCCCUCCCUCCCUCCCUCUCUCUCUCUCUCUCUCUCUCUCUCUCUCUCUCUCUCUCUCUCUCCCUCUCCUUAGCCUUUGAUUUUCCUUCUUGGGUAAAGAUGGUAAAUUGCCAAGUAUUCUUCUCUGAAUAAGUUGCAAUAUGGUAUUUGACAAUAAGAGUCCCAAUAAUUGAUGCUAAUAUUGAUGCUGGUGUUUUGUCCAGAACAAGUAUUGGUGAACGUGGAACGAACUGUUCUUAAUAUUGAGAUUACUCAGACAUUUUAUUUUUCAGACCAUUUGGUGUAACAACCCCCCUCAUCUCUCUCUCUCUCUCUCCCUGGCUUUUGAGUGCCAGCACCAUCUUGUAGUUCCCAAAAAGUUAUUUCAAUAAUUAUCGCUGCCAAUAGCCUCCCCAACACUCUUAUACAUGGCUUUUCUGUCAUAUUUACAUGAGAUGUAGGGGAAAUACCAUUACAUUUGGGGUGUGUUGAUUUUCACAAAUGCUUAUGCCUUUCCUCAUGCCUCUUCAAGGAUCUGUCCAGCAGUGGGGGAAAUGAGUGAUAAGGACGUGCAUAUAGGAACAUGUAUCCUGGUUUCCUUUGUUCAACUCAAAGGAGCAUAGUAUCACACCUUCCUCCUGACCACGAGGAGUUCACACAUUUCCCCAACUAAGGAUAAUUCUGUCGUGAGUGGAUUGGGUGUAUGUAAUCUUCUUGCACUUACUCUAUGGAAACUAGGUGUUCCAUAGUUACCCAUAGGCUUGAUUUCCAUAAAUCUUCAUCCCUUCAGUGAGAGGAAAUGAUAGCUCAUAUUGGGUCUCCACAUCUUCAGGCCUAUUUGUGAAGUGAAAAUGCUCACACAAUUACUUAUAUGUAAAGAGCAUACCCAUUCACUUCCUCCUCAUCCGGCAGGUGUGUGAAUCUGCCAAAAAAAAUCGAUUCCCAGUUUUCUCCCUGUGAAUAUUGUAGGCCAAGGAUGAAGGAAAUUGGCCCAGAAUCUGCAAAUUACCGCCCCCCUUAAUUUCCACGAAAGAUUUGUUAUUUGAAAUUUCAGAUAGAUGACCAAACAUCCUCUGGGUCAAGCUCCACACACUCCAUUGUAAUCAGAUAUAUUAAUAUUUGUUAUCCCCUGGAUCAUGGGUGGUGCUGGGAAAGAGAGGCCAGUGUACAAAAUCUGAACCCUAAAUUAUAUUAAUAUAUAUAUAUAAUCCCACCUUAUCACUUGCCAGUUAACUAAUAUUUAUAUUAAAUUCCUUCCAAAACGUAUAUAUUUAUCACCAUUGUGUACUGAUCUCAUUCCUCAGAGUUAAAACUAAUGGAAGUGUUCUGCCCGCAUCAAAUAUUUUUGGCUUAUUUUAUAUUUCUGCUUUUGAAAGGAAACUUUGACAUGGGUGUUCAUAAAUUUAUACACUGGUCUUUAAGGUUAUUAACCACAAAAGCCCACAAAUAAUAUCUGAAGUUAUGGUUUAUGUAUUCUUGUUACCUUUUGAAGAAUCAGGCUUCUGUCCUAGUCUGUGUGUGAAAAGGUACUAGGUCAUACUUCCAAUGAAGGAUUAAUGAAUGUUAUAUAAUGAAAAUUUCAUAGUCAUCUUAAGCACACCAGAAGACACUGCUGUAGAUAUUUAUACAGAAUCUUUUGUGUUUGUUCAACUCAGGCUGAAUAACUACUUCUACUGCAGUUUAACACUUUUAUGGAAUUUUACACAUAAUGUGUAAUCAUUAUUACACAUAUAAUUAUUGAAAUGUGGCUGUGUUCUCUUGAUGACAAGAUAAACCUGACUUGCACUGCAGUCUUUAAAAAGUACAUUUUCUCCUUAGAGAUGGAAAGGAUUUAGAGACUGUUCCCUCUUGAACAGAACUACUCAGUCUCCCCAGUAAAUCUACAAAGAAGUCAUACAUAUAGUAACAGUUAACCAACAAUCAGCAUUCUUUUAAUACAUCUUAAAAAUAAUAGUAUUCUUGUCUACUUACUGUGACUACUGUUCAGAUUUUUUUCAGAAGUCUUUUUAUAGGUUUUAUUAGGAAAUCAUUCCAUAUUUAGGUAAAAAAAAAGUAUCUCAAUCUUAUGUAUAUAAGUUUUAUUAAUAUGUACAUAUUUAGCUAUUUUUUAAAAUUACUAUGUUCUUAAUAAAACCAACAAGGGACUAGUUGUGAAUUGGUGCAUAAGAUUGUGUUGUGUUAUCAAUCUCUGGGAAUCUGUCAAGUUCAGAAAAAAACACACAAUAAAUUACUCUAAUUCAACAAGU